Molecule: messenger RNA, 686 nt
Organism: Orycteropus afer afer
Lineage: Eukaryota; Metazoa; Chordata; Mammalia; Tubulidentata; Orycteropodidae
Source: RefSeq, a predicted model, not a curated record
ACUCCCGGCCUGGCGUGGUACGGGGACCCAUGGGAAACUGUGCCAAGCGCCCCAGGCACCAAGGGCUUAAGGACAUCGGGCAGCGGCCCUGCUGUCCCCCAGAGGGCUCCUGCCCCAGCCCCAGCCCCGAGGACCAGAGGGGCCCUGGGCCAGGGGUCCAGGGCUACUCAGUGUUCAGCAGUCUGAUGGGGCCUGCCUGCAUCUUCCUACGGCCCAGCAUCGCUGCCACUCAGUUCGACCGGGAGCUGCGGCCAGAGGAAAUUGAAGAGCUGCAGGUGGCCUUCCAGGAGUUCGACACUGACCGGGACGGCUACAUCGGCUACCGGGAGCUGGGCGCCUGCAUGCGCACACUGGGCUACAUGCCCACAGAGAUGGAGCUCAUUGAGAUCUCACAGCAAAUCAGUGGCGGGAAGGUGGACUUUGACGACUUCCUGGAGCUCAUGGGCCCCAAGCUGCUGGCGGAGACAGCGGACAUGAUCGGCGUCAGGGAGCUGCGCGACGCCUUCCGGGAGUUCGACACCAACAGGGACGGCCGCAUCAGCGUGGGCGAGCUCCGCGCGGCGCUCAAGGUCCUGCUAGGCGAGCGUCUCAGCCAGCGCGAGGUGGACGAAAUGCUGCACGACAUGGACCUCAACGGCGACGGCCUGGUGGACUUCGAAGAAUUUGUACGGAUGAUGUCCCGUUGA